UUCUUCCAACUCCUGUCUCUUCUCUUCUCACUCCAGCAAGCAAUACGUUAACGAAGAGCCACCUUCUUCAUCACGCUCUCUAGCCAUGGAUUUUAAGGGAGACAACGUUGUCAUUUCGAACAUCAAGCUCGAGAAGUUGCUCUGCAUGAAAGGUGGCAAAGGAGAGAACAGCUAUGCUAAUAACUCCCAAGCUCAGGCCAUACAUGCUCGCUCCAUGCUUCACCUCCUCGAAGAAAACCUAGACAGGGUCCAACUCAUGACCUCCCCGGAAGUCCCCUUCGUGGUGGUCGACUUGGGUUGCUCCAGCGGCAACAAUACCAUCUACGUCAUCGACGUCAUCAUCAAGCACAUCACCAAGCGAUUCGAAGCCCUCGGGAUUGAGCUGCCUGAGUUCUCAGCGUUCUUCUCCGACCUCCCGAGCAACGACUUCAACACUCUCUUCCAGCUCCUCCCACCCUUAGCUGUGGGCAGCAUGGAGGAGUGCCUCGCCGCCGACCACCACCGAUCCUACUUCGCAGCCGGUGUGCCCGGGUCGUUCUACCGCCGGCUAUUCCCGGCUAGAUCGGUCGACGUGUUCCAUUCAGCGUUUUCCUUGCAUUGGCUCUCGCAGGUGCCAGAGGCGGUGGUGGACAAGAGAUCGCCGGCGUACAACAAAGGGAGAGUGUUCAUCCACGGUGCGAGUGAGAUCACAGCAAAUGCAUACAAGAAGCGGUUCCAGGCCGAUUUGGCGAGCUUCUUGAGAUCAAGAUCGCAAGAGAUGAAGCGGACCGGAUCGAUGUUCCUUGUCUGUCUGGGCCGGACCUCCGUGGACCCCGCCGACCAGGGCGGGGCCGGCCUCCUCUUCGGGACCCACUUCCAAGACGCUUGGGACGAUCUCGUCCAAGAGGGCCUCAUUAGCAGCGAGAAGCGCGACAGCUUCAACAUUCCUGUGUACGCGCCGAGCCUCCAGGACUUCAAGGAAGUAGUCGAGGCCGACGGCUCCUUCGCGGUAGACAAGCUCGAGGUGUUCAAAGGGGGAAGCCCUCUAGUGGUGAGCAAGCCGGACGACGCGGCCGAGGUGGGCCGGGCACUAGCCACCAGCUGCCGGAGCGUGGCCGGGGUCUUAGUUGAUGCUCACAUUGGCGAUCACCUCAGCGAGAAGCUGUUUCUACAAGUCGAGCGUCGAGCCGCAGGCCACGCCAAGGAGCUACUAGAGCAGCUACAGUUCUUUCACAUCGUUGCUUCCCUAUCCUUUGCUUAGAGGAACCAACAGGGCUUUUGAAAAUAGGGGGAAUUUGGGAUUUCCUAGUACUCUUGUCUCUUUUUGCACUUUUCUGUGCCUCUCUUUUGGGUUAAGUUUCUUACAUUUUGCAUAGUUAAAGCAAAGAGAGAAGAAAGCACCUUCUUUCCUUCAUCAAACUGUCUCUGCUUUUUGUCUGAUAUUGAUUCAUACUGUAGUUAUCUUAUCUUCAACAAAUAAUAUGGGCGUGUUAGUGUCUC
Rhodamnia argentea is the source of this 1479-nucleotide messenger RNA. Its product is annotated as indole-3-acetate O-methyltransferase 1. The record is from RefSeq and is a predicted model, not a curated record. Gene Ontology annotation, molecular function: S-adenosylmethionine-dependent methyltransferase activity. Gene Ontology annotation, biological process: methylation. NCBI's taxonomy places the organism in Eukaryota, Viridiplantae, Streptophyta, Magnoliopsida, Myrtales, Myrtaceae. The coding region runs from base 86 to 1240 and encodes 384 amino acids. The transcript has 4 exons.